AUGGCCGCCGUGUUCCUGGUGACGGUCUACGAGUACUCGCCCCUUUUCUACAUCGCCGUGGUCUUCGUCUGCUUCUUGGUCACCAGCGGCCUGGUCUUGGGAUGGUUUGGCUGGGAUGUUCCUGUGAUUCUGAGAAACUCGGAAGAAACGGAGUCGAGUGCAAAAGUCUGCCAGAAGCAGAUGCGGCAAGUGAAGAACCCCUUCAGCUUGGAAGUCAGCAAUCCCGCAGCCGCCUCCCUCGCAAGUGGCAUCUCUCUGACACUCGAUUGUCUGGAAGACUGUCUGCUGACAUGCUACUGGGGCUGCAGUGUUCAGAAACUCCACGAAGCUCUGCAGAAGCAUGCCUAUUGCUUCCGAAUAAAAACCCCACAGGCGUUUGAGGAUGCCUUGCAAGAUGAAUAUCUCCACCGCCAGCAGUACUGCGUAAAGAAAGCUGACAAAUUGGAGAAGUGUUGUCUUUUACCAGAAGAGGCACAAAUAACUGCGCUUGGCCCCGUGCCCAGAUCUCGGUACCCGCUGGUAGCGCUGCUGACGUUGGCAGAUGAAGAAAACAGGGAAAUAUAUGACAUUAUCUCUAUGGUAUCCAUAAUUCACGUUCCGGAUGACAGUUACCGGCUUUCCUGCAGAAUACUGUAUCAGUACCUCCUCCUGGCUCAGGGUCAAUUUCACGAUCUGAAGCAACUCUUCAUGUCUGCCAACAUCACCGCCCCCCCUUUGUGCGGCCCUCCUUCCGGAGAGACGACCGAGGACCGUGCCCUGCUCGAGAAGGCUGGGCUGGCCGGGGAGGAGGAGGAGCCGGAGCCAGUGGAGGAGAGCAGCAGGGACUGCAUCGUCUGCCAGAACCGGGCCGUCAACUGGGUGCUCCUUCCUUGCCGGCACACCUGCUUGUGCGACGAAUGCAUCAAGUAUUUCCAGCAGUGCCCCAUGUGCCGGCAGUUCGUCGUCGAGUCUUUCCCACUGAGCAGCCGGAAGGAGUAA
This is a messenger RNA of Euleptes europaea (tarantolino), 978 nucleotides long. RefSeq names its product cell growth regulator with ring finger domain 1 (gene CGRRF1). Lineage: Eukaryota; Metazoa; Chordata; Lepidosauria; Squamata; Sphaerodactylidae. The transcript is spliced from 6 exons. The record is from RefSeq and is a predicted model, not a curated record. Gene Ontology annotation, biological process: negative regulation of cell growth. The coding region runs from base 1 to 978 and encodes 325 amino acids.